CGCGAGCUUGCACUGUUUCUACCUCUUCAUCGUCUGACACCGUGACGCGACUCGGCAUCCUCUCACUGGUAUACUACGAUAUCACAUCACUCAAAAGGGCUAUGACCGCUGGCGGCUUCACUGCCCUCCCUUCGGCUGAAGAUGGUGUGCAUGAUGGUUCGAAAUGGCGCGGCGUAGCGCGAAUAUUAGGCCCCGCAUGGGCCAGGCUCCCUGCACUCACUGUGGGGCUGCUUGGAGUACAGACUGCAUGGUCGAUAGAGAUGGCGUAUGCUUCGCCGUAUCUUCUGGGAUUGGGUCUGAGUAAAUCCUAUAUGGCAAUGGUGUUCCUUGCAGGGCCUAUAUCGGGACUCAUUGUUCAACCUCUAAUUGGCGUUCUCGCUGACAACUCGAAGUCAAGUAUGGGAAGGCGGAGGCCGUACAUGUUAUCUGCUGCUGCGAUAGUUGCCAGUGGCAUGCUAUUACUCGGUUUCACGCGCGAAGUUUCUACGCUUUUCACAUCUAGUGAUUUACUGACUAUAUGGCUGGCUGUCCUGGCAAUCUACAUCAUCGACUUCUCUAUUAACGCUGUACAGGCAGUGGAUCGAGCUUUGAUUGUAGACACGUUGCCGACAAGAGAGCAAGCCGCUGGCAAUGCUUGGGCUGCGCGCAUGCUUGGCAUUGGCAGCGUGGCGGGUUUCUACAUCGGGAAUAUGGACUUGCCUGGUUGGCUUCCCGGUCUGGGCAAGACGGAACUACAAGUACUGGUCAUACUGGGGUCUGUUCUCUUGAUAAGCACUCACUUGGUCACUGCUUUCUGUGUGAAAGAGAGGAUCCUGGUUUCAUCCAGCCGUCCAACUGCAUCUUUCCGGAAAGAAUGUCGAGACAUCUGGGAUAACAUGCUUUCUUUACCCCGGGUAAUUCGUCAGAUCUGUUUCAUACAGUUUUUUGCCUGGAUAGGUUGGUUCCCGGUUCUCUUCUAUACGACAGCGUACAUAGGCGAUUUGCACGUUCGAGCGUCGUCUUUGCCAGCAAACGGCGAUCAUAGUGCUGUGGAAGCGGCGGGCACACGUCUAGGGUCUCGAGCACUCUUCUUUCACUCCGUGACGGCAUUGGCGGCGAACAUCGUUUUGCCGUUCUUCGUUGUCGAUAAUCAGGACAAGGGACGAAGUACAGCACUUUCGUUGUUCGAAUCAAAGACAGGAAAACUGUUCGAUAAAUUCAAGGUCCAUCUGGCAACACUCUGGGCGGCCUCUCAUCUAUUAUUCUUCCUAUGCAUGGAGGGGACUUGGUUUACAUCCAGCGUCGCAGGGAAUACGACCCUAUUUACAAUCCUUGGGUUCUCCUGGGCCAUCACCCAAUGGGCUCCAUUUGUUUUGCUUGCAGAGGCCAUCCUGUCGGAGUCGGCAGCGGUCGACGAUGCGUCCUCCAUUAGCUUGGGAGAUCAACGCACAAAUCACCCCCGUCACCUCCCGGACUCGGUGGAGGAGACACGACCUCUAUUCGGCGCAGCAGAGGAUGUGGACGCUCAGAUACCGUCCCGUGGUCAAUCAAGUGAAUCGUCUGCCCGAAGUUCCGCUCGGUCAUCACUAGAGGGGCACCGACGAGCAUCUUCAGCGUUAGGGAUUGUCCCAGAAUCGGACGCAAGAUUAAGCAGGUUGGACCUGCACGCACACGCGAUGGAUGCAGAGUCCGAACCAAGAUCUAUGGGCGCCAGCCUGGCCGCCAAAUCUGGCAUAAUUCUGGGCAUCCAUAACGUCUUUAUUGUGUUACCUCAGUUACUCUCAACUGGCUUCUCCUCCCUUGUGUUUGCUAUGUUGGAUCCUGAUAAAUCUGUACUUCAUGGUGAUCAUCCUGGAAGUAUCAAGCCCCCUUUUAAUGGAAGCUCCGAGUCUCUCCCACUUACAACUCCGUUGGUCCCAAGGCAGGGCACGGCGAUCCAGACGACGGGUACAGACGGGCCCAACACAUACGCCAUCAUCUUUCGGCUUGAUCGCAGACUUGGGGGACUUUCGGCCGCUGUGGCAUGCGUUCUUGCGUAUCGUUUGAGAAGAGAGCUAAAACGCCGAUGA
This is a messenger RNA of Punctularia strigosozonata HHB-11173 SS5, 2048 nucleotides long. RefSeq lists its product as uncharacterized. The record is from RefSeq and is a predicted model, not a curated record. The coding region runs from base 102 to 2048 and encodes 648 amino acids. Lineage: Eukaryota; Fungi; Basidiomycota; Agaricomycetes; Corticiales; Punctulariaceae. The transcript is spliced from 14 exons. Gene Ontology annotation, cellular component: membrane. Gene Ontology annotation, molecular function: sucrose:proton symporter activity.